Messenger RNA from Macrosiphum euphorbiae (potato aphid), 240 nucleotides. The record is from the annotation of a GenBank genome assembly. Lineage: Eukaryota; Metazoa; Arthropoda; Insecta; Hemiptera; Aphididae.
AUGUUGGCACAUGAAGCAGUAUGGAAGCAGUAUGGUUUUGGUAAGGCCAGGAAUACGCCAGAAUUUGGUAAGUGUAACUUUGGUAGUAAGCCCACAGCACUUGCAGUGUUGAGUCAAACACAGACUACAUCACUAUUGAAUCAGACUGAACAGCAUAUUACGGAAAUUUUUGGAUCUACUGCUGAUGCGCCUGUAUUUGGUAAAAGUUGUCAGACAACUAACGCUCAUCCAAUAUUUUAA